AUGUCAUCAGCAAUUAGGGGGAGUGAUCCGUCCUGGAAUGGGAUUGUUCGUCGGAUGGUUAACCUCCCUCGUAGCAUUCUAGGAGGGUUUUCGAGAGUAAUGGGGCACGGUAUAGGUCGAAUAGGAUUGGGAGGGAGAAGAAAUCAGUUCAUUCCAUCAAACUUACAAUUACAAAAUCCACAAGAGCCCUUACUUGUGCAAGAAGAAUGGGCUUUUCUAGCCAAUUUUGAGCAACAAUAUGGAACCACACAUCCUUUCUUCUACGCUUGUCGAUUCAUGGAAGCGCUGAAGAUAGCAGAAGAUGAUCAUAAGUUUAUGUUCGUGUACCUCCACUCCCCGCAAUACCCUUUCACACCUUCUUUCUGUAAGGACACUCUGUGUUCAGAGCUAGUGGUUCAGUUUCUUGAUGCAAAUUUUAUAUCCUGGGGUGGACUUGCUGAUAGGGGAGAGGGUUUACAAAUGGCUGCAACUUUGCAGCCUGCGAGCUUCCCGUUUUGUGCAGUCGUUGCGCCUGCACCAGGCAAUAGCAUGCUAGUGCUGCAACAGAUGGAAGGACCUAUUUCACCAGCAGAGUUUCUGGGGAUUCUGCAAAGGACAUUGGAGGACAAAGGGUUGGCAUUUGGAAAUGGAAAGGCCAAAGUAGAUGAGGAAAUGAUAAGAGCGAGAGCGAAGGAGGAGGCGAAAAUAAGAGCAGACCGUCAGUUGAGGGAAGAACAAGAUGCAGCUUAUCUUGCAGCUCUAGCAAUUGACAAGGAGAAGGAAAGACUCAAAAAACCCACAUCAAAGCAAGCCUCAAAGACUGCAAAUCAUGAGAAGCUUAGGCACAAUUCUGUUCCAGAACAGAAUGGUAAAGCAAAAGAAGCUGCCAUUAGAAGAGAAACUAUUCAGGAUCCUCAAGCUACUGCACAGAUAUUGGUACGGUUUCCGAAUGGAGAAAGACUAGAGCAUAGCUUCUUGUGCACAGAUAAGGUCCAGUCAAUUUACAGAUACAUUGAUUCACUGGGAUUACCUGGAAUUGGAAACUACAGAUUGAUAUCAAGCUUCCCCAGAAGAGUAUAUGGUGUUGAUCAGAUGGGUAUGACUCUCAAGGAUGCUGGUCUACAUCCCAGAGCAAGCCUCUUCUUAGAGCCUCAAUGAGAACAUUUUAUUUUGACUGGCAAACAGGAAUGCAUCAUCAGAACAUAGGAAAAGAAAUGAUCUUCAUAUGCUAUAUAGAACCUUUCCCCCCCUCCCCUUCAUGAUUUGUACUUUAAGAGUGUGUUUG
Molecule: messenger RNA, 1264 nt
Organism: Tripterygium wilfordii
Lineage: Eukaryota; Viridiplantae; Streptophyta; Magnoliopsida; Celastrales; Celastraceae
Product: plant UBX domain-containing protein 10-like
Exons: 4
Coding region: 1-1137 (378 amino acids)
Cellular component (GO): endoplasmic reticulum
Molecular function (GO): ubiquitin binding
Source: RefSeq, a predicted model, not a curated record